Molecule: messenger RNA, 1521 nt
Organism: Saccharomycodes ludwigii
Lineage: Eukaryota; Fungi; Ascomycota; Saccharomycetes; Saccharomycodales; Saccharomycodaceae
Gene: FRS2
Product: phenylalanine--tRNA ligase subunit alpha
Exons: 1
Coding region: 1-1521 (506 amino acids)
Biological process (GO): phenylalanyl-tRNA aminoacylation
Cellular component (GO): cytosol; cytoplasm; phenylalanine-tRNA ligase complex
Molecular function (GO): ATP binding; tRNA binding; phenylalanine-tRNA ligase activity
Source: RefSeq, a predicted model, not a curated record
AUGUCCACUACCAAUUUACAACUAGAUAUUUUACAAAAAUUAGACACUUUGGGUGAAAUUAAAUCUACUUUAACUACUUUUCCAACCAUUGAUUCCCAAACUAUUUUAUCAUGCUUAAACUCUCUAAAGGCAAAUGGUAAAUUAGAUUAUUCCAAAAGUGACAGCUUUGCUUAUAGUUUGACUAAAGAAGGUUCUGAAGUUUUAAACAAUGGCUCCCACGAGUUGAGAUUAUUGAAAUUAAUUGAAUCCUUUGAUAAACUAAAGAUCAACGAUGUUAUGACUAAAAUGGGUGCUGAUGGUAAAGUAGGUCAGUCAAGGGCGUUUAAAAAUGGUUGGAUUUCCAAGACUUCUGAUAAUGAAUUGGUUUUGAGUGAUAAAAUUAAAAAUGCCGGCGGUAUUUCAUCAAUCAAGGAUGAAACAAAAGACUUGCUAUCUGAAAUUAAAAACAGCGGUAAUGCUUCCCCUAAAAUCAAUCAAAAAGCUUUAAAUGAUUUGAAAAAAAGAAAAUUAAUAACCGCUAACAAAAUUACUGAUUUCCAUGUUGUAAAAGGUGCCGAUUUUUCUACAGAUUUGGUUAAACUAGAAACAGAUUUAACUUCAGAAAUGGUGGUAACAGGUUCUUACAAAAAUUUGAAAUUUAAAAGCUAUAAUUUCAAUUCUGAAGGCUUGUUACCUCAAUGUGGUGCUUUACAUCCAUUAAAUAAAGUUCGUGAAGAAUUCAGACAAAUUUUUUUUAGUAUGGGUUUUACUGAAAUGCCAACAAACCAAUAUGUUGAAACCGGCUUUUGGAAUUUCGAUGCCUUGUAUGUUCCACAACAACAUCCAGCAAGAGAUUUACAAGACACUUUUUAUUUAAAAGAUCCAGCCACUUGUGAUUUGCCUGAAGAUGAACAAUAUGUCGCCAAUAUUAAAGCCGUUCAUGAAAAUGGUAGAUUCGAAUCCAUUGGUUAUAGAUAUUCUUGGAAGCCAGAAGAAUCCAAAAAAUUGGUUUUGAGAACUCAUACAACCUCUAUCUCUUCGGCCAUGUUACACAAGUUAGCUAAAGAUCCUAAACCUUGCAGACUUUUCUCCAUCGAUCGUGUUUUCCGUAACGAAGCUGUCGAUGCUACCCAUUUGGCUGAGUUCCAUCAAGUCGAAGGUGUUUUGGCCGAUUAUAAUAUUACUCUGGGCAAUUUAAUUAAAUUCAUGGAAGAUUUCUUUGCCAAAAUGGGUGUCACUGGUUUACGUUUCAAACCAACAUAUAAUCCAUACACAGAACCUUCCAUGGAAAUUUUCUCUUGGCAUGAAGGUUUGGCUAAAUGGGUUGAAAUCGGUAAUUCAGGUAUGUUUAGACCUGAAAUGCUUUUGAGUAUGGGCUUACCAGAAAACCUAAGGGUCUUGGGCUGGGGUUUGUCUUUAGAAAGACCUACCAUGAUUAAAUACGGUGUCAAAAAUAUCAGAGAGUUAUUGGGUCAUAAAGUCUCUCUAGAUUUCAUCGAAAGUAAUCCAGCUGCCAGAUUGGAUGAAGAUUUAUACGAGUAA